GUAUAGACCACUGAAAAGAGGUAAACAAAGCGAGUUACGUGUCGACGAACAGGUCAUCUGUUAUUGCUUGAAAGAAUUGAGAGCAGAGCACGACAACACCAAAGAAGUAAUAUUGUAAUGAUCACGACUUAAAAGAGUAAUCACUAAGAUGUACCAAACAGUUAUGAUUUGUUUAUUGUUCAUUUACGCAUCUUUGUUAUCACCGGCAUACGGCCUAGUUGAUGGACUUUAUUCUAGCGAAGAGGAUGUUGUGGUACUAAACAACGACACAUUUCCCAGUACAAUCCUGACUACUAAACCUGACAACAAAGUGUGGGCUGUGCAGUUUUAUAACAGCUGGUGCGGUCACUGUAAACAUUUUGCACCAACUUGGAAAGCAAUGGCAACUGAAUUCAAAGAUUUGAAUGACAUCAUUGGAUUUGCAGCUAUAGAUUGUUCACAGAAAAGUAAUUUACAAAUAUGUAGGCAAUUUGACAUUUCAAUGUACCCAACUUUAAAGAUCUUCCCUCCUAUCUACAAUUCAACUCGAUCCAACAGUUGCGUAGAGCUGCAUUCUCAAUCUCCAUCUCUUAUCAUGAAAAAAAUAUUCCAGGUUUUAGCCGACUUUCCAACACAGUCUUGGCCAAAUAUUAAACCACUUCAAAAAAUUGAAGAUAUUUGGCUGGAAAAAAAAGAUGCUCAUAAACAUAUUUUACUUAUAUUUGAAAAUGAAGAUUCUAAUUUAGGCCCUGAGGUGAUGUUAGAUGUGCGAAAGUUCCAGAAUGUUUUACUGAGACGGAUGCUACAAAAUGAUGUGUCCAAGUUUGGCAUCAGUAAAUUCCCCAGCUUGUAUCAAGUGAACAAGGACUCCACUUACACAUUUCUGGCUGUGGGUGACUCUAAUUCAGAAGAUACCACCGACAGCAGGAGGUUUUUUGUAAAAGUUAUACACAGCCUUACUGGUGAUCUUAUGAAUGUGCCCACCGUUGAUGUAAAAAAAGAUUCACACAUUCUAAAUGGAGGUAUUACUAAUGAGCAAAAAGUUCAGCACAAAUUAAACAGUACUAAGGUUACAAUGCAAGAUUUGGAAUCAGCUCUACAUUAUAGUUUAAGACAGGAAGUAGCCAUAAUGAAAACUAUAGAAGGGGAAAGGUUGACUGCACUUAGAGAAUACAUUCACAUCUUAGUAAAGUAUUUCCCUGGCCGUAAGCCAGUGCUUGGUUUCCUGCGUCAUGUCUACAACCUGUUGAGUAACUUGGACAAGACAAGUCUGACUGGGGAAGAGUGGCUGGAGAAAAUAGACCAGGCUCAGGAUGCUGACAACUACCUGCCUAGUGUGAUCUUGUGGGAGUCUUGUCAGGGUAGUUCUCCUCACUACAGAGGCUACCCUUGUGGCAUGUGGACUUUGUUCCAUGUUUUAACUGUUGAGUCAUAUCUGCAACACCAGAGAGCUAGACCCAACGAUCCAGGAAACCCACAGGAAGUUUUGUUGGCCAUCAAAGGCUAUAUGAAGUACUUCUUUGGCUGCCAUGAGUGUUCCAACAAUUUCCUGGCUAUGGCAGAGACUAUACCUAAUGAAGUGACCAGCUGGAAGGAGGAAGUUCUUUGGCUGUGGAGUGCUCAUAAUAAAGCCAACAAAAGGCUGCAUAAAGAUGUCUCAGAGGACCCAGAGCAUCCCAAGAUACAGUUUCCUCCUGAAUCUCUGUGUCCUGUGUGCCAGAAGCUGAGUCAGUCUGACCAGGGAGUCACCUUGUCCUGGGAUUCUGAGAAAGUUUUAGAAUUCUUGCUAAACUUCUAUUCUGAGCAAAGCAUCAUUUUUUCUAUUCACCUUAUGAGUGGAGACGAGGAUUCUAUAUCAACAGUCCCAUCCAACCAGGGUGAACUAGACUGGUGGGAGAAGAAACAAAAGAAAGAGGAUUUAAAGCAGAUUUGGCAGAUAAAGGAGCAGCGUAAACUUCGGAAGAAAGAGUCUAAAAGGAGUGUUGAAGACACCUACAAUAGCAGAGUUAGGUACACUGGAUCUCCAGGCUUCCUCAGCUCCUGGGGCCUGACGCAGCUUGACCUCAGUGUGUGCAUCAUAUUUUACCUGUUCAGUACUAUGAUCAUUCUCUUCCUGUACCACCAUUUUAUUGCUAGAAGGAGGCUGAUUUCCUGUAAACCAACAAAGAAUAGCCCCUAAUUGUUUGUAUUCAUCACAAGAUUCUUAACUAUGUUUUAUUAUCUUUAAGUGCAAUAAUACUCAUUGGCUCAGCUGCCAUCUGUUAAUUUUCAUCCAGUUGCCUUAUUGAUUUCACCUUGGUCAUAAAUCAUAGAUUUAGAAUGUCUCUAGGUGUCAGAUGAGCUUAUAGAAAAUUAAAUUUAAAAUGAUGUGCAAGAUAAAUGUAAAUUCUUUUAAUGUUGAAAUUAUUUCUCCAAAGUAAAAUUUUAUUUGAACCUGUACUGUAUCAAAACAAUUUUAACAGAUUUUUAACAACAUAAAGAAAGGGAAAAUGUUAUACAUAAAUUUGAAAUUUCCAUUAUUUAACAGUAAUACAAAGGGUUCCAAACUUUGAAUAUUAUUUUGUUUAAAGAAUAUAUUUCAACAUCUACCCAGGAUGAACAUAUAUGUUUUCAUAAAUGACAAUCUAUAUUUAAAAAGUCAUCUAUAAUUUGCUAAUGUUAGGUAAAAUUUUAAUCUCUCUGUCAAUGAAACCUUGUUAACUGCAUCUGUCUUGGUCUGGCCUCUUCACUUCAUUCAAUGUAUUUAUACAUUUGUGCUCACCAUGAAGGUCUAGCUUUAUUCAUUCACAUUUGUCUUUCACAAGGAAAGAAGAAACUAGGUAGAUUGAAUAAAUAUAACUCAGUAGUCAAUUUACUAUUUUAUUGUUGGCUCACAGGCAUCAAUAACUUUUGCACAUUUUACAAACUUUUUUGGAUACAAAAGCCAGAAUGUAUUGUUCCCUUAGUUUCAUUUCUCAUUAUCAGAUCAAAAUUUUGCUUUUUAAUUUAUUCUGAUUAAUGAAUCCUACUGUCAAAAUUGAAACUUACAUUCUCUUUGCGAGUACAUCAGUACAUGUCUUUUCAAAACCCUCUUUGUGAGUACAUCAGGUCCUAUGAGCCCAUGUCUUUUCAAAACCCUCUUUGAGAGUACAUCAGGUCCUAUGAGCCCAUGUCUUUUCAAAACCCUCUUUGAGAGUACAUCAGGUCCUAUGAGCCCAUGUCUUUUCAAAACCCUCUUUGUGAGUACAUCAGGUCCUAUGAGCCCAUGUCUUUUCAAAACUCUCUUUGUGAGUACAUCAGGUCCUAUGAGCCCAUGUCUUUUCAAAACUCUCUUUGUGAGUACAUCAGGUCCUAUGAGCCCAUGUCUUUUCAAAACCCUCUUUGUGAGUACAUCAGGUCCUAUGAGCCCAUGUCUUUUCAAAACUCUCUUUGUGAGUACAUCAGGUCCUAUGAGCCCAUGUCUUUUCAAAACUCUCUUUGUGAGUACAUCAGGUCCUAUGAGCCCAUGUCUUUUCAAAACUCUCUUUGAGAGUACAUCAGGUCCUAUGAGCCCAUGUCUUUUCAAAACUCUCUUUGUGAGUACAUCAGGUCCUAUGAGCCCAUGUCUUUUCAAAACCCUCUUUGUGAGUACAUCAGGUCCUAUGAGCCCAUGUCUUUUCAAAACUCUCUUUGUGAGUACAUCAGGUCCUAUGAGCCCAUGUCUUUUCAAAACCCUCUUUGUGAGUACAUCAGGUCCUAUGAGCCCAUGUCUUUUCAAAACCCUCUUUGAGAGUACAUCAGGUCCUAUGAGCCCAUGUCUUUUCAAAACCCUCUUUGUGAGUACAUCAGGUCCUAUGAGCCCAUGUCUUUUCAAAACCCUCUUUGAGAGUACAUCAGGUCCUAUGAGCCCAUGUCUUUUCAAAACCCUCUUUGUGAGUACAUCAGGUCCUAUGAGCCCAUGUCUUUUCAAAACUCUCUUUGUGAGUACAUCAGGUCCUAUGAGCCCAUGUCUUUUCAAAACUCUCUUUGUGAGUACAUCAGGUCCUAUGAGCCCAUGUCUUUUCAAAACCCUCUUUGUGAGUACAUCAGGUCCUAUGAGCCCAUGUCUUUUCAAAACUCUCUUUGUGAGUACAUCAGGUCCUAUGAGCCCAUGUCUUUUCAAAACUCUCUUUGUGAGUACAUCAGGUCCUAUGAGCCCAUGUCUUUUCAAAACUCUCUUUGAGAGUACAUCAGGUCCUAUGAGCCCAUGUCUUUUCAAAACUCUCUUUGUGAGUACAUCAGGUCCUAUGAGCCCAUGUCUUUUCAAAACCCUCUUUGUGAGUACAUCAGGUCCUAUGAGCCCAUGUCUUUUCAAAACUCUCUUUGUGAGUACAUCAGGUCCUAUGAGCCCAUGUCUUUUCAAAACCCUCUUUGUGAGUACAUCAGGUCCUAUGAGCCCAUGUCUUUUCAAAACCCUCUUUGAGAGUACAUCAGGUCCUAUGAGCCCAUGUCUUUUCAAAACCCUCUUUGUGAGUACAUCAGGUCCUAUGAGCCCAUGUCUUUUCAAAACCCUCUUUGAGAGUACAUCAGGUCCUAUGAGCCCAUGUCUUUUCAAAACUCUCUUUGUGAGUACAUCAGGUCCUAUGAGCCCAUGUCUUUUCAAAACUCUCUUUGUGAGUACAUCAGGUCCUAUGAGCCCAUGUCUUUUCAAAACCCUCUUUGUGAGUACAUCAGGUCCUAUGAGCCCAUGUCUUUUCAAAACUCUCUUUGUGAGUACAUCAGGUCCUAUGAGCCCAUGUCUUUUCAAAACUCUCUUUGUGAGUACAUCAGGUCCUAUGAGCCCAUGUCUUUUCAAAACCCUCUUUGUGAGUACAUCAGGUCCUAUGAGCCCAUGUCUUUUCAAAACUCAGUAGACUCCACAUUUGGAUGAUCAAAUCAACUCUUUAUGACUAGUUGAGUUUAUCAGGAGUUAUAAUUUAAGGAAUUUUUCUGGGACACAAGAUGCACGAGUAUAUUAGGAGUUAUAACUUAAGGGAUAUUUCUGAGACACAAGAUGCACUUGAAUAUAUCAGGAGUUAUAACUUAAGGGAUAUUUCUGAGACACAAGAUGCACUUGAAUAUAUCAGGAGUUAUAACUUAAGGGAUAUUUCUGAGACACAAGAUGCACUUGAAUAUAUCAGGAGUUAUAACUUAAGGGAUAUUUCUGAGACACAAGAUGCACUUGAAUAUAUCAGGAGUUAUAACUUAAUUGAUAUUUCUGGGACACAAGAUGCACGUGUAAAUUACUUUUUCUUUUAGACUCACUAAUCUUUUAUCUAGAUGUAGUUCAUUUAUUUCUAUAGCUAAUGGUUUACAAAGGUAUUUUUUUAUGUUGGCUGUCUUGUACAUUGUUAUCAUAGAAACCACUAGGGGGAAGAAAAUACAGCCAAAAAAACAAUCUAGAUUGUACGAGUGUAUAUUAUUUAUUGAAACUGAUGAGUACAACAUUGUCCAAUGAGUAAGAACAGUAUUGGUGAAGGCAUUUAAAACUUGAGUUUUGUGUGUUGAAGUACCUAGCUCCAAAACUGACAUCUAUAGAAUUUUGUUGUGAGCUAUGAACUCUGAACUCUCCAUGUGAUGUAAUUCUAUCUCAUGUAAGCUUUCUAUUUACUCUUUUUUUUUUUUUUUUUUG
Messenger RNA from Biomphalaria glabrata, 5587 nucleotides. Its product is annotated as sulfhydryl oxidase 1-like. The record is from RefSeq and is a predicted model, not a curated record. The transcript is spliced from 10 exons. Gene Ontology annotation, molecular function: protein disulfide isomerase activity; flavin-dependent sulfhydryl oxidase activity. Gene Ontology annotation, biological process: protein folding. The coding region runs from base 149 to 2158 and encodes 669 amino acids. Gene Ontology annotation, cellular component: Golgi membrane. Lineage: Eukaryota; Metazoa; Mollusca; Gastropoda; Planorbidae.